This is a messenger RNA of Felis catus (domestic cat), 919 nucleotides long. It is a transcript of the gene FITM1, whose product is annotated as fat storage inducing transmembrane protein 1. The transcript is spliced from 2 exons. Gene Ontology annotation, biological process: lipid droplet organization; phospholipid biosynthetic process; lipid storage. Gene Ontology annotation, cellular component: endoplasmic reticulum membrane. The coding region runs from base 16 to 894 and encodes 292 amino acids. NCBI's taxonomy places the organism in Eukaryota, Metazoa, Chordata, Mammalia, Carnivora, Felidae. The record is from RefSeq and is a predicted model, not a curated record.
GGGAGGGGAGGGAACAUGGAGCGGGGGCCGGUGGUGGGGGCAGGGCUGGGGGCCGGGGCCCGAAUCCGGGCACUGCUGGGCUGCCUGGUCAAGGUGCUGCUCUGGGUGGCUUCUGCCUUGCUGUACUUUGGAAGUGAACAGGCUGCCCGGCUCCUGGGCAGCCCCUGCUUACGGCGCCUCUACCAUGCCUGGUUGGCAGCAGUGGUCAUCUUUGGGCCCCUUCUGCAGUUCCAUGUCAACCCUCGGACUAUCUUCGCCAGCCACGGCAACUUCUUCAACAUAAAGUUUGUGAAUUCGGCAUGGGGCUGGACGUGCACCUUCCUGGGGGGCUUCGUGUUGCUGGUGGUGUUCCUGGCUACCCGGCGCGUGGCGGUGACUGCCCGGCACCUGAGCCGGCUGGUGGUGGGGGCCGCAGUGUGGCGGGGGGCCGGCAGGGCCUUCCUGCUCAUCGAGGACCUGACUGGUUCCUGCUUCGAGCCUCUGCCCCAGGGCCUGCUGCUGCACGAGCUUCCCGACCGCCGCAGCUGCCUGGCAGCCGGCCACCAGUGGCGGGGCUACACGGUCUCCUCCCACACCUUCCUCCUCACCUUCUGCUGUCUGCUCAUGGCUGAGGAAGCCGCUGUGUUCGCCAAGUACCUGGCCCAUGGGCUGCCAGCCGGGGCGCCCCUACGCCUAGUCUUCCUGCUCAACGUGCUGCUGCUGGGCCUCUGGAACUUCUUGCUGCUCUGUACCGUCAUCUAUUUCCACCAGUAUACUCACAAGGUGGUGGGUGCUGCAGUGGGGACCUUUGCCUGGUACCUCACCUAUGGCAGCUGGUAUCAUCAGCCCUGGUCUCCAGGGAGCCCGGGCCACGGGCUCUUCCCUCGGCCCCACUCCAGCCGCAAGCAUAACUGAAAGAAAUAAAGGCAAAUCAGGCCUA